CCUCUCACUUGGUAAUGUCUUUGUUGCUGUAAUCAACACUCAAGAUGUCACUUCAUAGUCAUCAUAGCCAUUCUCACGAGCCUGCCCACAGACUCUUUGCUCGCAUAAACACUUUAUACAGACUGUUCAUUUGCAUAGAUCUCAUUUCCACGUAGCAUGAGAUCUUGGAUAGACUGAAACAUCUGCUCGACUGAAAAAGCGCCCCGAAUUGUUGAUCAUAUCCAGUCAACGCGCUUCUUUUGAUGCCAUGUGUUCUUACAAGCCAAGCAAUGGCCACAUAUCCGUAUCUCAACGGACCUAGCUGUCACUAACAAUCCGUCAAAUAUGCCGUCCAAACAUUUGGCUCAGUGUGAUCUUGUCGGUUGUCACAGGCUCCCAACUUACACUGGACCGUCUGCUGUGCUAUGAUCCUUCAAGGCUACCAAAUUCACCAUAGCCCAACCCAAGCAUCGCCAUCACCAAUCUGUCCUCAAUUUAAUAGUCUACCAGCAUUACCUAGUAUUAGCCCGUCCUCUACUUAAUCUGCCUUAACUUAUAGUGAAGGCCUAGCUGUCACCGGCGUAGGACUUGUGGUGGCUACAUCCCCACACAGCCACUCCCUCCCAGCCCAGCCCAGCUCAUAGGCAGCAACAUCCACAAUAAAACCACCAACAUCUUGCCAUAAAACUGUCCUUGUUAGAAAGAUCUACUUAAUAGGCAUCAAUAUUCCUCUUCUCAUAGUAGCAUUAAUUUUAUUCCAUAUCUCACCCUCUCAAGAUACCCCUGUUAUAGUGCUUAUAAAAUGUUAUCCAACCUCGCCUCAAAACUAGGCCUCACCUCCAAACCCGCAUCCCAAUCCUUCCUCAAGCCACGCGACCCUUCCAAGAACAUGCUCACCAAAGUAGACUACACGUCAAACGACAUUCCCAUCCCUGAUACUUUCCUCUCUUCUCCGCCUGAAAUCCCAAUAACGACUCAUUCCAUCGACUUUGCAAACUCUCCUCUUCCUCAGUACGAUGGUCACACAGCUAUCGUGCUAGACAACGUCCUCUCACCAGAAGAAUGCAAACAACUUCUCUCUCUAGCUGAAGCGUCCGUUCCAAGACCUGAUGAGAGUGCCCCGGCUUGGAAACCAGCUUUGAUAAGCGCCGGUCCUGGAUGGGAGGCCCCGGCGCCUGGGUAUAGGGAGAGUGAUAGGAUCAUAUGGAAUCAGCAGACCGUUGUUGAUCGCCUAUGGGAGCGCUGCAUACUCUCUGAGGGUUUGCGAGAGCUUCUGGCUGUGGUGCCGCCCCAGCCCUAUAUGAAGGGUGGGAAAUGGGUGUUUAGUCGAUUUAACGAGAGGAUGAGGUUCUUGAAGUAUUCACCAGGACAGUUCUUCAAACCCCACUGCGACGGUCCUUUCUACUAUACCGAAGGUCCAGGAAAAGAAUUUGAGACUUUCUACACUGUUCACCUGUACCUCAAUGACUCUGUUGAGAAUGAUCCAGCAUCAGAACUUCAAGGUGGCGCAACUUCAUUCCUUGACAGAAAGGGAGAGAAGAGAGUGGACGUAAACCCCAAAACUGGAAGCGUUCUCAUCUUCCAACACAGAGGGCUUUUCCAUGAAGGAGCAACGGUGCGCAAGGGGAUCAAAUACACCAUGAGGACAGAUAUUCUGUACGAAUGGGUGCCUGAUAAGGAAACGGAAGAGGCCAAUUAAGACCUCGAUUUUGGUGUAGACAAACUAAGAAGACCCUGAUGCUAACUGUCAUCUGUGCAUUUUCUGUAGCUCUUCUUCUUAGACUAUCUUUAGUGUGGAUUUGCUCAAUUGCAUUCGUUAUGUAGAGCAAUCCUAAAUUUGCCAUAAGGCUACUCUAAAGUUGUGGAUGUGCCGCCGCUGCCUAUUACCUAUAUUUCCGUUCUUUCGGCAUCUUCUUCGCCAC
This is a messenger RNA of Fusarium verticillioides 7600, 1901 nucleotides long. RefSeq lists its product as hypothetical. Gene Ontology annotation, molecular function: iron ion binding; procollagen-proline 4-dioxygenase activity; L-ascorbic acid binding. NCBI's taxonomy places the organism in Eukaryota, Fungi, Ascomycota, Sordariomycetes, Hypocreales, Nectriaceae. The record is from RefSeq and is a predicted model, not a curated record. The transcript is spliced from 3 exons. The coding region runs from base 782 to 1678 and encodes 298 amino acids. Gene Ontology annotation, biological process: peptidyl-proline hydroxylation to 4-hydroxy-L-proline. Gene Ontology annotation, cellular component: endoplasmic reticulum.